CUAUCUCGACCUCCCCCGCAGAGAUUCCUGCCUGCGCGUUCACGUUUCUCGAAACGCGCGGCGGGGGCCGAGGACAGAAGCCUCGCGCAGUUCGGCGGAAAAGAGUCGUUAUUAUUUUUAGCGCCUGGUUCGUGUUUCGCGAGGGGUCGCUUCUCUGUCUCUGCGCCACAGUCUGCGCAGAGCUCGCGCGGAGCACGAGAGGACCCGCCGUGACUGAGCGCGGAGUUGUGGGGGAAGCGCGCGAGGACGAACAUAACGGGCUCCGGACACAGACCAUCUGAAGGGAGGCUUAUCACAUAUCACGUAUCACCGUAUCGUUCGGCUUUGGUCUCGGCCUGUCCGGAGAUGGCUAGCCCCGCUGCCUCUGGAGAUUCACCGAAUGCCCCGCGGGAGCAGGAGCCGCUGGAGCAGCACCAUCCCGAACCAGCCUGUCGGGAGGCUCAGAAAUGGAUAGAGGCUGUAACCGGGAAGAGCUUUGGAGACAAGGACUUCCGCAGUGCGUUGGAGAACGGCAUCCUGUUAUGCGAGCUCCUAAGUGCGAUCAAACCAGGACUCGUCAAGAAGAUCAACAGGCUGCCCACCCCCAUUGCCGGGCUGGAUAACCUGUCAGUCUUUCUGCGUGGCUGCGAGGAGUUGGGCCUGAAGGGCGCCCAGCUGUUUGACCCAGGGGACCUGCAGGAUACUUCCAUACGAGCUAACCUCAAGGACUCAGACUGCAACCGCAAACUAAAGAAUGUGCUGAACACAGUGUACUGGUUGGGGAAAGCCGCCAGUGGCUGUGCUUCCUAUAGUGGGCCUACUCUAAACCUCAAGGAGUUCGAGGGGCUUCUUGCUCAGAUGAAGUUGGAGAGCGAAGAAGGAGGGGACAGUUCACAGAAGCGCAGUGUUAGAGACAGCGGUUAUGACUGCUGGGACUCUGAGAGGAGUGAGUCCCUUUCUCCACCACGGCACACUCGAGACAACUCCCUAGACAGUCUGGAUUCCUUUGGCUCACGCUCGCAGCACAGCCCUUCUCCCGAUGUCGUGAAUCGAGGAAACAGCGACGGGCGAGGCAGCGACUCAGAGGCCGAUGCCCCCAACAGGAAGCCAGAUGUGCGGAAGGACGACAUGUUGGCCAGAAGGACUUCCAGCAAAGAAGCAAGAAGUUCUGUCCCCUUUAACCAAUUUCUUCCUAACCGAACCAACGCCACCUCCUACAUCCCAACUCCACGGCGAAAACCACAUACGGAAGAGAGAGAGCAGCGGAGUCAGCCACAAGCUACUGCAGAUCAAUGCAAAAAAAUUACACUCCUCCACAAAACCUCCAAGACUGUCACUUGGGCACCUGAGAACAAUGGGGGAAAACAGGAAGAGGAAGUGGUCACCCAGGAAGUGUUGGAGCAGAGGAGGAUGCAGAAGCUGGAGAAGGCGGGAAUUAAAGUUCUUCCUGCUGUCGUUCGCUACAGCAGCCCUCCCGAAACGGAGGAAAAGGAACCGAGGUCACCGUCCCCGAACAUCAUCCUCCGCCGUGAUAACGACUUUUUGAGCUCCCAGAAGUCAGCGUGGGAUUCCCCCUCUGACGGGGAAGAGGAAGCAGCGGUGCGGAAAGUUCCAGAUGUCCGGAGGGAUGACUUGGCGUCCAGGCGAGCUCAUCGUGGCACAAUCGCACCCAAAGUGCACCAGUUCAUCCCUCCUCCUUUAUGUACCGAUAAAGACAGAGAGCGCUGGGAGGGCAUCAGACGAGCCUCGCAGCAAAUGCUUCAGGAGAAGGAGAUCAGUGAGAAGGAGGCGGUUGCUGACAUCAUUACACGCAGAGACAACCCCUUCCUAAACGCUCCCUCUUGCCACGAGGAAGAGGAGGAUGAGGAGGACGAGGGACACGAGGGGAAGGUUAAAGCGAUGCCUAAUAAGCAGAAGGAUGACCUGGCUCGUAGACGGGCUCAGAGUAGGCCCCUCCCUCACAGGGACGGCCCGGUCAGCUUUGUGUCUUCCUCCAUGAGCCAGGCAGAUAUGCAGAAGUGGGAGAGACUCAGGAUGAGUGAACCAAGUGAUCUUAGCCCAGGCCCCGUGUGUCAGGCCUGCCUGGAGAAAAAUUAUGGAGGUCCCUUCAGCGGAUCAGCAAAGGCUGGACGAGGUCACGGCAAAGUUGUGACCUUUGGGGGCGUGACUGAGAUCGAGCAGCCAAUAGACACAGUCAUGUCGAGUGAAGGCGAGGAGACGGAGUUACUUAGACGACUCCUUUCCAAGGCAACCGUAGCCAUGCCUACCAUUGGCCUGGGCUCCCAGCUUUCAGAGCGGGAACGCAGCCAGGUAGUUGGAGCUGACCCCAAUCAAGCUACCUCUCCCUCUGCUGACCUUCCACCCUGGACCAUCAAGGCUGCUCCGACUCCCGCUGAGAUUGAUGCCCGCCUGGCUCAAUAUGAGGGGAGAACAGAGGAAGAAGAGGAUGAGGAGGAAAAAGAGGGGAGAGUCCCAGAUCUUCAGAAAGACGACAUGAUGGCAAGGAGGACGGGAGUUUUCCAUAAACAAAGCACCGCUACAGUGACUUACAACCGCUUCCUGCCUCUGCCUGCCUCCAAACGCUGCACACAGGGGGAGGUAACCACAGACGCUGCUCCGCAGAACAAGAAGAAAGUGCAGGCAGACAGGAGCAAGAAACUGGACGUCAGAGUGGAGCACCAGCAGCCCAUGGAAGCACCUCAACAGCAGGUCGAGACAACAGUGAUCCGAUCAGCGUCUCAGGGUGAGCGGGAAAACGGUGAUAAUGAGGAUGAGUGUGGCGAAAAUGUGCCUGUGCCUGACCCGGGGAAAGAUGAUAUGAUGGCUCGAAGGACGGGAUCGUUCCAAAAAGCGAGCACAGCUAAAACAAAUCAGUUCCUGCCUGUACCCGGAUCAGUGAAGUAUAACAUCAGUCCAGUGUCUGCUAUGAAGCAGCUCCACAGCAGACCUAAGCUGACAGAAAAGGAGGGUGAAAGCAGCAUUGUUGCUGUGGCAGCAGAGCCACAGGCCCUGCCCUCCAAAGCUCCAACCAGUCCCACCUUUGCAGUGCUGAGAGAGAGGCGUGAGGAAAAGGAGGAAAAGCAAGAAAGCGGAGGUGCGAUGGUCCCUAAUACCUCUGCCACAGUUAUUGCCGAGCCCCUCUUUUCUCCUUCACUCACGCCUGCACCCAGUCCUGCUCCUGCACAGGUCUGUAGUGUGAAGUCAGGGCUGGAAAAGCAGAAAGUGGAGGAGAGAGUUGAGGAAACAGCUGAGGUGGAGGAGAGAAAGAAGGAUGUGAAUGUGAAGCCUCGAAAGAAACCCUUCUGGCUGGAGGAUGACGAGCUUCCUCCAAUGAUGAUGAGCCGACGUGUUGCUUUUAUGUCUGAGGACACCGAGAGUGUGAGUAUGGGUGACAUGCUUAACGACGAGGAGGUGGGACACUUACCGUCGCUGAGCCAAUCGCGACAUGAACACAUGCACGAGCAGUACAACAACUUUCUGGAGGAUGAGGACCACUGGCAAGAUGACCUGGCUCGCUGGAAGAAUCGCCGCCGCAGCGCGUCACAGGAUCUAAUCAGAAAGGAGGAGGAGAGGAAGAGAAUAGAAAAGAGGAUGAAGGGGGAGGGACGUGACGGCAAUAAGAGGAAGAGCAUUAAGACUUAUAAAGAGAUAGUGGAGGAGAAGGAGCGCAGAGAGGCAGAGCUGUGUGAAGCCUACAGAAACGCAGCGACUCCAGAAGUGGCAGCCUUGGUUUUGCAGCGCUACGCUCUCCGCUUCACCAUCAGUGAUGCAGUACUGGACAGCCUAAAACUACCCAGAUCCACCUCAACACCCAAAACCGAACUAAAUGAGCUGGACAAAGAGCAGAAGCCAGAAUCACCUGUUAAUAAUGCUGAGAUGUCAGAGCCUCUGCGCCAACCAGAAUCACCUGUUAAUAACGCUGAGAUGUCAGAGCCUCUGCAUCAACCAGAAUCACCUGUUAAUAACUCUGAGAUGUCAGAGCCUCUGCGUCAACCAGAAUCACCUGUUAAUAACGCUGAGAUAUCAGAGCCUCUGCGUCAACCAGAAUCACCUGUUAAUAACGCUGAGAUGUCAGAGCCUCUGCGUCAACCAGAAUCACAUGUAGUUACAAAUCAGGAGCACAUGAAACCUGAAGAGAUAGAGACAAACACAGCAGAUCAGCAAGAGAAAUCAGCCACCAGCCCUCUAACACCAAACAGUCCAACCAGUCCUCUGUCCACAGUCACAGACUCACAGAGUGUGUCACCUCAGUCUCUGGAGUUUAAUGAACCCCAGACCCAACUGAUGGAGUCUCCGACUGCGCAACAGGCUGCCAUCACAGGAGAUCCACAGCCUCAGACAAAACACACUUCACCUCAGAGUGUGCAAGGGCAGCCUCACCCCACACAGCCGGCAAACGCUCUCCCCUCCCCACCAUCUGUGUCCUCCAGGCCCAUCCCCCUGCUAGCAGCCAAACCCUACUGCCAGCCUGGGGCCGCUCUCCCUGGGCACAAACCUAUCAAGGAUGGGUUGGUACGAGUGAAUGGGGAGGCGACGGAGGAGCUAACUGUUUCCACUCCACCUACCUCCCCUCAGCACUCACCACAGGAGACCAAAGAUGUUUCCUCCAAAGAGGCGGAGAAAGAUGCUCCACCUGUGGAGGCUGUUAAAAGUGCAGAGACUGCAGAGCAGCAGCCCUCGGAGACAGAGAAGUCAACGCCGUCUUCAGGCUCUGCCAUCAGCUCCCUGAUCGAAGGUCGAAACUGUAUCAUCACAACAACUAUUGUGACAGAGCUCACGCAGAAGGUUGUGGAGCCGCUUCUUACAGACACCCAAAACGAUGGAGAGGUUGAGACCACUGGCUUGUUUGAGAAACCAGAGGACGAAAAAAAUACUCAACCAUCUUCCACACCCAGCAGCAUGGAAGAAUAUUCUCCCACCGUCUCGGAAGGACUUGAGGAGAGCAGUGUGACCAUUGAGACCCCCAUGUUGAACUUGGCUAAACGUGUUAAUCACUGGGUCUGGGACCCCAAUGAGGAGCGUAAGCGCUUGGAAAGGUGGCAACAGGAGCAGGAGCGCCUCCUAAAGGAGCAAUACCAGCGAGAACAAGAGAAGCUGAUGAAGGAAUGGGAGAAAGCACAGCUCGAGGUGGAAGAGGAGGAGAGGAAGCACAAUGAAGAGGAAAGACGCAUUCUAGAGGAGACCGUCACACCCCUCAAUCCUACCGGCCUGUUAAACCAGGUGUCAGGACAGACAGCGGCAACCUCACCUGGUCCAGAAAACGACAACACAACGGGAAAAAAUGUUCCUCUGCAGCACAAUGGCCAAAAAAUCUCUACAGGGAAUGAAGAUCAGCAUGCAUCAAAGCUGCAUUUCUUCCAGGAUUCUGGGGCUGAUGUUGAACCUUCCAAGAAACAGGAAUUGUGGAAAACAGCUUCUCUCGACCGCAAUACUCAGCUGAACCAGGGACAGGUUGUUAAAAGAUCUGGAUCUCAUGAUGUUGUUACAAGUCAACAACAGUCCUCCUCUCCAAAGCCUCAGCCUCCUUCACCCAGCAGGUGUGUUAGUGGAAAGAGACUGUGCACUGGUUGUUCUCAGCCUCUGGGAAAAGGCGCUGCUAUGAUCAUAGAUACGCUGGGACUGUUUUUCCACAUACACUGUUUCAAGUGUGGACUGUGUGGUGUACAGCUUGGUGACGCCUCUGCAGGGACUGACGUACGGAUUCGUAAGGGAAUGCUGAGCUGCCACGAGUGCUACAUUGCAUCUCGGGGCCGAGGUCAGCCCACCACACUAUGAUGACCACUGUUUUGGACCUGGACCCUCAGUGACUGGGUGGAGAACUCUUCUAAAACCCUGAAUCACACUGAAACAGUCUUGACGCUACAAGUCAACAUCUUUUUUCCUCCUUGAAUGCACAACAGCUCACGUGGAUGUUCACAACGAGGAGUCUGAAUCCACGUGGGUCAAAAGUCUCAACUACAUGGACUUGCAGGACUAUCGCUAUACUUCUUAACCGUACACGUGUAUACACUUGUUUUUAGUAUGUGUAGCAUGGAUGUAAUCAAAAAACCAGUUUGCUUAGGCGUUUGCACAUCCAUACAAGACACUCAAUAGGGAUCUUACGCCAAGAGCUGAACACUACUGUCUGUAACACAUCGGCCUCCCAAAUCUUGACUCAUUAACUCCUGCUUCUGCACUGAUCAUGUGACUCCACUCUCUUGAGUGUGAUGCAAAAGGGGUUCAGGUUGGAUAACCUGAAGUAGCUUGACCAUUAUAAUGCCUUAUUCAUACCUUCUCCUUUAUUUUUGGGUUUUGUGUUUACAGUUUUGCAUGGAUAAAAGUAACAUAUAUAUAUAAGUUUUUGUGAGUAUUGCUCAGACGGAUAGUGAGUUGUUAUUUUCUUACCUAUCCUUGUGUUUGUCGUACAUCAUUCUGAUGAUUUUGUUUUUGCUUUUUCUCUAUAAGUCAUUUUACAGGAAUGAGAAUGCAUGUUGUUAAGUAAUAAUACUUGUUCUUUGAAUUUUAAAUAUUUUCCCUUUAGGAUGUUUUAGCCAUUGUUUCUUCUCACAGACUGCACCUGAAUCAGUGCCUUAUGUAAUGAAUGCGAAGGCGAGUGGAGUGUGCAGGAGUAUUUCACACUCGCACAGACCUAAGGGUCUUGGCACAUAGUGUGUGUGUGUGUGUGUGUGUGUGUGUGUGUGUGUGUGUGUGGAUAUGAAUGCAGUGUGUGAUUUGACUUAAAGCACAGUUCCAUACCAGCAAAAAAGAAAUGUUAAAUGGAUCAGCCUCUCCUAAUCACCUGCUGUCCUCUUCCAUCGUCUCCAGUGAACUAAACCAAUGACAUAAUGUUACUUGCUGCUUCCCUGUUUUAAUAUCUUCUUAAGGUAAUCCACAGUGUCCUAAAAUCUCUCCUCGUUUGCCUCUGUAUCACAAGCGUUGCCUCCCCAGAGAAUAAUCUGAACUGUUCUAUCCUCUCUUGUCUCGCCUCAAUCUGGAAACCUGACAGCUUCUUCAUCUCUCAGAGGAAUAGAGCACAGUUCAUUGUCUUUUAUAGUAACUGUAUGUUUAUCAAUAAAAUGUUUUAAAUGGGA
Messenger RNA from Oreochromis niloticus (Nile tilapia), 7049 nucleotides. Its product is annotated as LIM and calponin homology domains-containing protein 1. The coding region runs from base 346 to 5754 and encodes 1802 amino acids. Gene Ontology annotation, molecular function: myosin II head/neck binding. NCBI's taxonomy places the organism in Eukaryota, Metazoa, Chordata, Actinopteri, Cichliformes, Cichlidae. Gene Ontology annotation, biological process: positive regulation of stress fiber assembly; regulation of focal adhesion assembly. The transcript has 31 exons. The record is from RefSeq and is a predicted model, not a curated record. Gene Ontology annotation, cellular component: stress fiber.